AAAGUGAUAAGAUUCAUUUUAGUGCCUUAGCGACAUUCUCCAAGAUCACUUCAUUCUCUAACAAAUAGUUCAAGUUUCUCGAAUAAAUUCCAAGAGUGCUGAAAUGUCCAAGAAGCCACCAAUUUCCGUUCACAUCCUGGACACUUCCCGAGGCUGUCCGGCUGCAGAAGUGCCCAUAAUGCUGUACAAGGAGGAAAAUGGAACGUGGAAGACUGUUGGAAGUAGUCAGACAAACUCUGACGGGAGAUGCGAUCAAUUCCUAACCAGAGAAGAAUUUUCUGCCGGAACUUUCAAGAUUCACUACGCAGUUCAUGAGUACUUCAUGAAGAAUUUGGGAUUCUCUUUCUAUCCUUACAUUGAGGUUGUGUUUAAAAUUGAAAAUGCAUCAGAUAAUCAGAACUAUCAUAUUCCUCUCCUUCUCAGUCCUUAUGGAUACUCAACUUACAGAGGAUCAUAAUACAAAUGAAAAAAGAAAUUAAUAAAAUUAAUCAUUAAACAACUCCAAGAGA
Messenger RNA from Phlebotomus papatasi, 509 nucleotides. RefSeq names its product probable 5-hydroxyisourate hydrolase R09H10.3. Lineage: Eukaryota; Metazoa; Arthropoda; Insecta; Diptera; Psychodidae. Gene Ontology annotation, biological process: purine nucleobase metabolic process. The transcript is spliced from 2 exons. The coding region runs from base 104 to 457 and encodes 117 amino acids. The record is from RefSeq and is a predicted model, not a curated record. Gene Ontology annotation, molecular function: hydroxyisourate hydrolase activity.